Mugil cephalus (flathead mullet) is the source of this 1531-nucleotide messenger RNA. RefSeq lists its product as uncharacterized. NCBI's taxonomy places the organism in Eukaryota, Metazoa, Chordata, Actinopteri, Mugiliformes, Mugilidae. The record is from RefSeq and is a predicted model, not a curated record. Bases 36 to 1262 code for a protein of 408 amino acids. Gene Ontology annotation, molecular function: single-stranded RNA binding; double-stranded RNA binding. Gene Ontology annotation, cellular component: precatalytic spliceosome. The transcript has 12 exons.
CCCCAGAGAGGUAUCAAACUGCGGAGACUGAAGAUAUGGAGAUUCAGCCUGUAAACAAGCCUCCAAGUAAUGGGCCGCCAUUAUUUAAGAGAAAUCCAAAGAGAAAGCAGCCGCAGUAUUCUGCUGAUAUAGUGUUCACAAAAGGGACGUCAAUCCAUACCAUGCCCUCUCUCAGCAAACAGUUGAAGGGGAUCACAGAGUGUAUCAUUGGCCUUCAGUAUGUGUGGGAGUACCGCAGCCCAAGUAAGUCUGUCCCACCUCACUACCAGUGCAAACUCUGUGCCAUGUCCGGCUUGCAGCCUGAUAUGAUUGAGCAUGCGAAAGGCUGGAAACACAGCUACAGAUACAUGAAAAAGGUCCACCCCGACAAGAUUACCUGUAAAGAGGAAGAUGCCAUCAAAGACCCUGUUGUCAGAAAAACAAUUAAAGAAGCUGCUGCUGAAGUGGAGAAGACGGAGGGGAGGGGACAAAUCAAGGUGAUUCUUAAGGAGCCUUUUGAUGUGCCAGGUUUCAAAGGACUCCGUUCUGCUCUUCCGAAAGUUGGGCCUCCAGCACCUGGAGGGAUGGGACCAAUGGGGCCACCUUUCGGUCCCAGGUUCUCUGACCCAGGUUUUCUAGGGGAGUUUCCUCCUCGUGGGGGUCCUUUCCCUGACUACCCAAUGGGUGAAUACAGACAGCCCGGCUUUGGAGGCUACUCAGACAUGGAAGAUUUUCCUGACCCUGGUAUGAAUCCAAGACCAUUCUCAGAUGGUAUGGGUCAUCGUCCAUCUGGGGGUGGAAAUGGAUUUGGUCCAGGUGAUGGGAGACGUGGCGGCUUUCAAAACAGUGGAUUGCUGGAGGAGAAUCCAGGCAAUAUGUAUCCUGACCAGUACCGGAACAACCAGAUGGGAAAUAGACCUAUGGACAGACCUAUGGACAGGCCAAUGGACAGACCGAUGGACAGACCGAUGGACAGGCCCGGAUUAAUGGGAGCAGCUCCAGAAAAUAGCAACCUCUCCCAUACAUUGCUCACAUACCUGGAUAGCUUCCGGAUAGAGAAUGAAAACGAUGCCCAGCUGGUGCUGAAGGUGACACAGAAACUAACAGAUGUGUUGAUGGAGUACAGACUGAGGAGCGUAUCAACGGGCCCUAGUCUCAACAGCUUGAGCUCCACAGGCUUCUCCUCGUCAAUGGCCAGACAGCCAAGCAGUAACGACCGAUACCCAAGUAGUCUCUCAGGUUCAUCAAUGUACACUGAUAGCCAACCCAGAUAUUUCAAAUGACGAGAAAUGUCCGAAUCUUCUGAUCAUCCUGUUCUAUAUGCACAUCACAUCAUGACUAUCCUCAAGUUAAAAAAAUAUAUAGUUUUUUGUUUUUUACACUUUUAAGCAUUUUUCAGUUGCUAAUGUUUUUUUUUUAAACUUCUUUAUAAUAUGGAUAUAUUACUAACUUGGAAGGUUUUACACAAACUUACUUCUUUCCAACAGCUUUAAGUGAUAUGUGAGUGUAUGAUUUGUUAGUUCCCCAGACCCAUUAAAAGUUACGGAGAAUA